Molecule: messenger RNA, 899 nt
Organism: Coregonus clupeaformis (lake whitefish)
Lineage: Eukaryota; Metazoa; Chordata; Actinopteri; Salmoniformes; Salmonidae
Exons: 4
Coding region: 1-531 (176 amino acids)
Source: RefSeq, a predicted model, not a curated record
AUGUCGCAGGUUUAUGACGUCAACGUCAAGGGGACGUGCGCGCGGGCACGGUGGAUUCACCUGAACGCAGCUCACGUGAGCGGUCCUCCGGAUUCAGCCAAUCAGCGGCGCGGACAGGUGCUCCUCCAUGAGGACAGUUUCGGAGGCGGAAACCUUCAGGUCAAGUACCACGAACAGCACCACAGACACAGUGAAGGACCCUCUGACGCCCUGGCUACACCACACUCAGCAGCCCCCAAACUCCCAACUGACCAACAACUAUCACCAGCAUCACAACAACCACCAGCAUCACAACAGCCACCAGCAUCACAACAACCACCAGCAUCACAACAGCCACAGGCAGAGCAGUCACAGGCACCAGUCAGUACAGACACCAGUCUCUUCAGCGACGAGACCUUCGAUGACUCCCAGUUUGAGUCGGUCUUCAACGAACAGACAUGUCGUAGGAACCUGAGGGUGUCUCGGUCAGGCCGGUUUAAGGAGAGGAAGAGGGUACGCUCCAGUCUUCCUACUGGGAAAGAGGACGUGUGAUGAUGAGGAUGGUGAUGGUGAUGAAGAUGGUGGCCAUAGACUGCUCUUACUUCUCAACUUUAUUUCAACAUGGCUGUCCGUUCUGGGGAAAGAGGAAGGUCGAUGAAGACGAAUUGGAAGUUGAAGAUAAAUUGAAAAUAGAGAUUUGAGACUUUUACUUUUGAACCCUUUUGUCAGUGCUAGGGUCUGUCGGUUCGAAUGCUACUGCUUCUUUCUCAGUCAACAUGGUAUUCAUUUGAUAGAUUUUGCUUUAUUGAUUCCUUAUGUGAAGUUGAACGUGUUUAAUCAACUUUUUAACCCUUGAAAAGGAAGAACCUAACCUGUGUUCCCAACACAGAGAAAGUGAACGGAUCAGAAAUGAAGUUAUA